Molecule: messenger RNA, 522 nt
Organism: Stegodyphus dumicola
Lineage: Eukaryota; Metazoa; Arthropoda; Arachnida; Araneae; Eresidae
Gene: Slmap
Product: Sarcolemma associated protein
Molecular function (GO): protein binding
Source: RefSeq, a predicted model, not a curated record
AAGUCUCUUUAUGUUAUGUAUAUCUUUUUAGGAAAGCUUACUGGAAUUCAUUUUCCAGAAGAAAAUAAAAAUGAGACUGAAUUAUCAAAGAUAGAUUAUGAACAUGUUAAGAAAGAAUGUGCCAUAUAUCAGGAAAGGGUUAAAGCUUUAGAAGCUGAUUUAAUAAAGUGUAUAGUUGAAAAUACAAAGCUAGAAACUCAAAGUAAAGCUUUGGCAGAAUCAUGUUCACAACUUGAAGCAGCAUUAGGAUCUAGGGAUGGAGAUUAUUGGAAAAGCCAUGCUGUAGUUUCAAAAUCUGAAUUAGAAGAAACAGCUAAAAAGUUAGCUGAUGCCCAUGAAGAAAUAGUUCUGGUCAAAGAACGUUAUGAAGAAUGCAAUAAAGAAAAGUCAUAUCUCCAAGGAGAAUUAAACAGUCUUAAAGAACAGCUUCAACUUUUAUCUGUGCAAUCUAAGACGGUCAGUUUAUUUUUUAAUAAUGUGCUAUAUAAGCUUGUAAUGACUUUAUAAUUAGCAAAGUGUAUC